GUUUUAUUCAGGAGUUGUCUAGAAUUUUCAAAAACUGAAAAUAUUACAAUAAUCACUAAUGUAAUACUUAAUCCUGAUUCUUUAAAAGCUAAUUUUUUGCUUGAGGUUAAAGGUUCAGCAAAUACCAAUGAUGAUAUUGCUGAUA
Molecule: messenger RNA, 145 nt
Organism: Racocetra persica
Lineage: Eukaryota; Fungi; Glomeromycota; Glomeromycetes; Diversisporales; Gigasporaceae
Source: the annotation of a GenBank genome assembly